AUGGAUGAAAACAACGAAAGGAUGAGACUCGACCGCCCCACCCUAACCGCGUCUGCUCGCCGCGAGAGGGAACGAGAGUGUCUAAAAUCUGUGAACCAUGCCAGAAAAACUCACAGUCUUUUUCAGCCACAAGAUAAGUGGUUCCAAAGUGUACUCUGGAACUCCGGUCUUGCAGGUCUUUGUGCUUCCGGGUACAACAUCAUCAGUCAUGGCAUGCAGGCUGCAUUUGCUGAGAGAUAUCAUAGCGAAACGUCAUCUUUCCUCCUGCUCAUUGGUGAGAUGACAGUUACAUUAAAUUUUGUAGCUUGCUUCCUACACCCUCCCUUCAGAGGAAGGUUUCUUGAUCACUCUAAGAUUACCAAGGCUGAUGUAGUGGAGAUAAUGGUCGUUUAUUUGGGAGGUGACCUUGAGGAAGCCUUUCAGCAGUGUAAGAACACAAGGGGUGCACAUGCCAAGUUUUCUUUGUUGGAAAAGUUUUAUAACAAAAACUUUGAGAUAGCCGAAAACCAGGACACCGAUGAUCUUUAG
Vicia villosa (hairy vetch) is the source of this 528-nucleotide messenger RNA. RefSeq lists its product as uncharacterized. The record is from RefSeq and is a predicted model, not a curated record. Bases 1 to 528 code for a protein of 175 amino acids. The transcript has 2 exons. Lineage: Eukaryota; Viridiplantae; Streptophyta; Magnoliopsida; Fabales; Fabaceae.